Molecule: messenger RNA, 1284 nt
Organism: Neospora caninum
Lineage: Eukaryota; Apicomplexa; Conoidasida; Eucoccidiorida; Sarcocystidae
Exons: 10
Coding region: 1-1284 (427 amino acids)
Biological process (GO): generation of catalytic spliceosome for second transesterification step; RNA splicing
Cellular component (GO): U4/U6 x U5 tri-snRNP complex; U5 snRNP; U2-type post-spliceosomal complex
Source: RefSeq, a predicted model, not a curated record
AUGGAUCUGCUAAAGAAUAUUAUAGCGAAACAGAAGGAGGCAGUUGCAGCGGAGAAGGAGGCUACGGGUGGGCAGCGGUGGAUUCAGCGGGGAAAGCUUGAACAGCAGCUUCGCGAGGAGGCGCAGCGGAAAAGCCUUGAGGAAGAAAAGAAGCGGAAAAGGGAGGAGAAUGAGAGGCUGAAGGAACUCGCUCGGCACUUGGCAGCGAAGAAACGGAAGGACGAUGAAUCGGCGGAGCCCGCUGGCCAUGCGGCAGAUGUGCACGACUUGUUGCUGAACGAUGAAGAGACAGAGCCUCCUCUACCGAAGCACGAAAUCGUCAAGAAACUGCGGAAAAUGAAGGAACCGAUCACGCUCUUUGGGGAAACUGACUGGCAGCGGUACACCCGGCUGUGUGAGUUGGAGCUCCUUCACCAUGAGGAUGAGUUGAUGGGGGGACAACGGAAUGCAUUCCUCAACCCCCAGGACGACGAUGAAGAGGAUGAAGACAACCACAAAGAGAGAACCACCAGCCCGCGACGUCGCCCACGAAGUCGAGAGUGGGAAUCCGUGGGAGCGGGUUCGGAAUCGUCGCCUGCGCACGCCAAGUCAGAGGGCGAGGGCGCUCAGAACGCCGCGUGCAGGGGUCAACCAGAAGGCAGUCCUUCUCGCGCCCCGGAGGCGCAAGACGCAGGAACCAGAGGAAGCAAGGAGUCGGCGACUGCGGAGUCAAGCGCGACGGACGCGGCGGGUUUAGGAAGCGACGAGGACGGCUCAGAGGCGGAAGCGGGCCGCGGUGAAGAGAAAGAACGGCAGUCGAAAGAAACUGUGGUCAUGCGGUGGAUUCGGACGAUGCUUCACGAAUGGGAAGCAGAACUGAAAGCCAGGCCCGACGAGAAGAAAAACAACGCCGAGGGCAAACUCAUGACGAGCCUCCAGCGACAGACCCGAAAGGAUUUAAAACCUCUGCUCAGAAAGCUGCGUCACAGAGAGCUUGAACAAGACAUUCUGCAGAAACUGUACACCAUGGUGCGGUGUUGCGAGGAGAGGAAAUACCGCAGCGCCCAUGACACGUACAUGCUCCUGGCCAUCGGCAACGCGGCGUGGCCAGUGGGGGUGACGAUGGUCGGCAUUCACGAGCGCGUGGGACGGUCGAAGCUCUUUUCUUCCCAAGUGGCGCACAUUCUGAACGACGAGACCACGCGCAAGUAUAUCCAGAUGUUCAAGCGGCUUAUGUCCUUCUGCCAAAGGCGCUACCCUGCAGACCCGUCCCAAACGAUUUCGCUGAGCACCAUUCACAUAUGA